AGUAUCAAACCGUUAAAACUACAAAUUAAAAUAAAAAAUAAAAAAUAAAAAAUGGGAGGUGUACCAGACGAACUAUGGAGACAAAUUCUGGAAAUGGGAAUCCAAAAUUCCAAAUUGAACUACAAAGAUCUGUGUUGUAUCUCAAUUUCCUGUAGACGCCUCCACCGUUUAUCCGCUGAGAACUCUCUUUGGCUCCUCCUCCUCUCCUCCGAUUUCCCUUCUACAAAUCAACAAAACCCCAACCCCAACCCCAACAGUUCAACUUCCGCAUCAGCUAAAUCAACUUAUAAAAUCAAGUUUGAGAGGGAGAAAUCGAGGAAGGUUGCGGCGCAUAGAAGGGCGGUGCUAAGAAAGGAGAGUGAAGUUUUGGAGUUUGAAAGGAAAAUAAAAGAAAUUGAGAAUGGCUUGCGUCAAGAGACGGAGAAAAUGAGAGCCACGGCUGCUGAAUUGUCCAAUUUACACAAGGUCAGGCAAGCUUCUGUGGCUCUGAAUGUGUGGCAGCCGGAAGUUAUUAGGGGUAGGCAAAAACAAAUAGUGGAGCAGAGUGCUGUUCCAGUUGAAUCUCGGGUUCAUUCACUUGAGAUGGAACUUAAGCUUUGCAGGCAACGGAUAUCAGGCUUUGAUAAGGCUUAUAGAGAUGAGAAGCGGAGACUUGAGAUGGCAAUGGAACAGGUGGCGUCCAUGAAAUAUCAUCCAUUACGAGAUCAUAAGUUGAUGAGUAGUGGUGACAAGGAAUGUAAAAAAAAGAGGAAGAAGUUGAAAACAUCUGUUAUCUGACUUGCUUGUAAAACAAUCUCUAACUGCCUUUUUAAUUGUCUCUGCAGUUCCUGAAAAGCAAUGGUAAAACGUCAAAGCAGUGGAGGAUUUCACAAACAACCAACAGCCUGGCUGGUACUGCCAUGGAAGAAUCUCUAGUUGCUACAGUUCUCUGUCUUCUCCUUGAUAGAGUUGCAGAACUGGAUUCUCUACUGGGCUCUUGACAAGCUUUGCUACAGGGGAUGCUGAGUGUGGGACUUGAUCCUGAGUCCGUGAGAAUGGGAAAUCGUUGUAGAAACCGGUUAGGGUUUCAUAUAUUAAGUUAAUAUUACAGUGUUAUCAUCUGUAUGCACAUGAAUUAACCUGUUAUCUGCUGGAUUUUAUUUUUGGUCACAAGGCUGGGUUGUUUAUUGAUACUCCAUAAAAGGAACAAUGUUAGAGGAUGUGGAUUUCUUGAAUUUCGUGAGCCAGUGUUGUGACAUUGAUUCUUGUCAACAUGAACAAGUACUUCAGUUCUACCGAGGCAGUAGCCCAGGUCUCGUGGAUGAGGCUUGCUGUCCCCUGCCUGAUGGGCCUGCAGCUAUCUGACGGAGAAUUUAGCUACCGGAGAAUUUAAUUAUUGGCUGCGGUUGCCGAGAAAGCUGUGAAGUAGGGGAAAGAUGAGCUACGUCGUCACUAAUGUCUCAAUACUUUAAUCAACGUUUAGUAAGUUUUAUGGUGAACGGUGUUUGCGCUCUGUUGUCUGGUUUUCAUUCCCAUCAAAACCUUUUAGACGAUGCUGCUGUUACCUUGUUAUCCAAGAAACACUACUCAAAGUUCUAGGGAUUCCUACUGGUGGA
Populus euphratica (Euphrates poplar) is the source of this 1595-nucleotide messenger RNA. RefSeq names its product F-box family protein. The record is from RefSeq and is a predicted model, not a curated record. Gene Ontology annotation, molecular function: protein binding. The transcript is spliced from 5 exons. Lineage: Eukaryota; Viridiplantae; Streptophyta; Magnoliopsida; Malpighiales; Salicaceae. The coding region runs from base 52 to 777 and encodes 241 amino acids.